Molecule: messenger RNA, 4881 nt
Organism: Myripristis murdjan (pinecone soldierfish)
Lineage: Eukaryota; Metazoa; Chordata; Actinopteri; Holocentriformes; Holocentridae
Product: G patch domain-containing protein 2-like
Exons: 10
Coding region: 101-1576 (491 amino acids)
Source: RefSeq, a predicted model, not a curated record
UAGCGCCGGUGUUCAGGCACGCGACUCGUUUCCGUUACGGUUUCCUCAAUGAAUGCGGUUUGGGACGGCGCGCGGAGCUGAGAGUUAACUGUACCGCUGCAUGAUCAAUGUCAUCAUGAUGGAUGAGCUGGUGCAGGACCUUGUGUCUGCGUUGGAGCAGACGUCAGAGCAGAGCAAGCUGGGCGAGCUGUGGGAGGAGAUGGUCCUGAGUCCGCUGCAUCAACGCAGGCAGAUCCGCCGUCGGAGAGGCCGCAAGCGCCGCUGCGACUCCUCCCUCUACCCGCUGGAGCACCGACACUGCCUGAGCGAGGCCUCAGAGUCCAGCUUGGAUGAGGCCGCUAGGGACUGCAGGGAGAACACCACUGUUGCUCCCUCCACCACCACGGCCUCCGCGGCUAACUGCAGUGACUCUGAUGACAUGAUUGUUACCAGCCGGUGGCACCCCUUCACCAGCGGCUCUGCCAAGACCAGACAGCACUCCUGGCCCGAGUCCGACUCCUUCACUGAGAAUACUCCAGGAAGGCCGCUCAGGAGGCGGCGGAAAGUCAAGCGUAUGACGUCAGAUGUGACCAUCAGGUUGCAGCAGAAGCUAAAGGUUUCAGGUGUCGAUAGCAAGCGAGGAUGCAGCCACAGAUCGUCUAAGAAACAGCGCUUGACACAAAUGAAGAAGAGGCCUGGUGGUUGGGUGGGAGCGGACCGACAAGUUGAAGGAGCCGGCGUGAUCGCAAAGGAGUGCUGGAAGGACAAGAUCGCACUGGAGGCCGAGGAGCAGAGAGAUGCCUCAGAUGAAAACAUGUCGGAGGGUGAAACCAGCAGUAUAUGCAGCAGUGACCCCGGCCUUUUCACCAAUGAUGAGGGGAGACAAGGUGACGAUGAGCAGAGUGACUGGUUCUUUGAGGGCGACUGUGGCGCAGGGAAGGGCGUCACCAGCCUGCUGUCCAGCUGGGACUCAGACAGCCAGCUCUCCCUGGAGGAUCCACGCCCCUCGCCCACCUUCCUGCAGCCCACACGGCCCUCUCACAGAGGGUACCAUGCCUGCGCUAACCGACUGCCCGGCACCACUGCCCGCUGCAUCCGGAGGGGUAGAAGGAGGCUUCCCAGCAAGGACAACAGUAUGCCUCUGUUUGUGGAGCGACUGAAGCGUUUCUCUCAAGAUCCCUACCAGAGAGAGUUUUGGCUGACUUCUUUUGGAAAACGAGACCGAAGCCAGUUCAACCCUUUGUGCCCAUUACCUGUGUAUCCUAUUGACAUGGUGUCAGAGAGCUCCCACCGCAGAUGCUCCUCAUCAAUCUGCAAAAACAGGCAGACGAACAUCCCUCUGGGACUGUUAUGCACAGGAGACAUCAAGAGGAGAAGGAAGACUGUUGCUGUGGCCAUCACCUCAGCUUCCCACUCCUUUCAGAGGGAUGACCUGGGAGAAGAGGCACGGGGAGCCAGUAACACAUUAAACCUGGAGGCUGUGGGGGCGUCGGGGGCAACAAGUGCAGCCGGUCCACAGCCCUCUACUUCUGAGCAGCCAGACCUCAUGCAGCCUGAGAUUUUAUUUAAUCCCCUGGGGGACCAGGAAGAGAACUGAAAGGGGCGGGACCCGGCAUACUCUAACUUGGAAGAAGGCCUUGUGACAAAAGGAAAACUGUUGCACUAGAGAAACAGAACGCUAAAACUCUUGGUGCAUAAACUUUGCAAGAAAAAAAAAAUACGGAACACAUCGUUAGUCUUCAAAUCAGCAUUUUACUUGCUACAUCAAGUCUUUCCAGUUAGUAUUUUGAGGCUGAGAAUUGUUAAUGCAAUCAAGCCUUGUUAAGCACUCCUUAGCCAGCCAUGUCCUCGAGGAAGAGGACAGCUUCAAGAGGUCCUCAUUUGCGACUCGAGACUCUGCGCCCAGGCGGCUCCUCCUGUCUCUGCACAGUCUCCAGGCCACCUGCUCCCACACAGGCCCAACAAUUAUGUUUUCUCUUGUAGCCCAGCGUUUGUCAGCGGGGACUCUGCAAAGAUGGUCAGAAGUUGCUGGGGGGUCUACUCUACUUUACGCCUGCCCGAGUGGGACCGGCGAGGCUGUGUAGCGGCACGUAGCGAGCUCAAAGACAGGAGAGCAUCAGAAUGUUUAGCUACCACAUGCUGCUGCAGGGUUCACAGAGGCGACCACCGAUAGAGAGCCACACAAAGUACAGCCCUCCUAUUAGCAUGGAUUUGAAAAGCUACACUCGCUACAAAGGUGCUCAUUAGCACAACAUAGAGGGAGUGUAGUUGCGGUCCUCUGAGGCCUGCCUCUGUUCUCUUCAGCUUACCUUCCAUAUUCAAAUUGACCCAAACGUAUUUAAGUUCAAGGCCAGCUGCAAAUCUGUUUGAACAGCCUGUUUUUCAGCAGUAGUGGAUUAGUUGUUUUUGGAAGAGUGCAGGGAGUGGAUGAGAGCAAGCGGAGAGGAGUUGGAGGAGCAGGUGGUGACAGGGGAGGAGGAAGCGUGCAGAAAAUUGUCACCUACCCUUAGGGUAUACAUCGCCCUGGCUUCUUCAGCAUCAGAUGCAUUAAAAGAGCAAUGGAAGUGUAUUGUGAGAUCAAAGAGGCAUCCUCGCUCACGAUGAUCUUUUUGCAGCCAUAGAGUUCUCUCCAAGCAAAUGAUGCAAGGAUUAUCUCCAGCAUGAUAUAUUUUAUGUACAGGACUCAAGUGAUGUACAUUCAUGUUUUCCUGCACCGGUGUUGGUGACAGCUUUGGUAGUGAGUUGAAUCUCAGUUAUCAGCUGCAUUUUGCAUUUCUUUAAAGCCAUAUUUAAAUAGUGGAUUCACGUCGAGCAGAAUGAGAUUUGUCGAUUAACAUGAGUUAUACUUCCGCAAUCAGCCCACCGAGAAGGCUUUAUGUGAUCAUGUUGGCACGGGAUGACAUUUAUAAAUGCUGUGUGUGCACACUCGUCUAAAUGGAUGCCUCGCACAAGACACCGCGCCACAGGAAUCAGUCAGAGUGUUGAGGCAGAGGCCACCCCACUCCACCCUCUGGAUGCUGCUGCUGCAGUUUGACCAGAGCAGCUACGGGCAGUCUUGCAGCACUGGGACUCUUCCUGUAGCGGUAGCAGCGAUCUGCGGCUGUAGACCUGAUGGAUAGGAACAGCACAGUCUGAGGCUCAUAAUUAGAAAAAAGAGGCUUUUGAUAAAUUCAUUGAGGGCUGCUGCCAGACAGAUGCCCCUGAGCAUAUUUGACAAGUAUUGACUGUGUAGUGUUUAAAAGGAGAGCUUCUUGCUGUUGCCUUAUCCGUCAGUCGGUGUUUUGGUGCCAGGGCAUUGACAGGGAGGAAGCUGCAUCAGUACAGAUUAAGCUCCAUUAGCAGCCAGGGGAAUCACCUCACCUGCUCCCAUGGUAAUUAGCGGUCACCGUAAUGACGUCUCAGCCAGACCGUAUGUCCCAAAAUGAAUUUCCAAUGGCUAGGAAGUGGGGGAAUGAUUUCCUUGCAGCCAGUCAACUGCCCUGUUACAGUUAAGGAAUCCAGCAGGCUGGUACCACUCAUAUUUCAUCCCAGGUAAAGAUUACCUGUCAGGCCCAUGGGAGAUGUAUUGAUCUGUUUUCCUUUUUCCGCCAGCAAUCACCUGACAAAGGCACCUAGGAGGCGAGUGAAUGAGUGAUGCCUGGUCUGUCUCCCCCGGCGCGGUGGCUUCCAGUGUCCACUGAUGGGUGGAGAGCAGAUGAGGAAAGGAGGAGAUAAUGUAGUCAUAAACUCUGUUUGAACCUCCACCCCUAUGCAUGCAGGGCAGCCCCUCUGUGCAGCGGGUCACAGGUCAGCAGGGAAUUUGCUUGUUGGGUUCCUUUCUUGUCAGCGGCAUUUCUUGCGUGAUGGCGGAAACACAUGCAAAGGAGACUCUGUGGUUCCUGCUGACAAAUGCAUGUUGUGAGUCAUAAUAGUUCAAGUCACAUCAAACGUUAAGAGUGAUCCAGCUCAAACUGGGCACUUUUGUGCAAUGCAACCAAGCGUUGUGUGGACUGUGGGUUCCCUGAGACUGUCAGCAUGGUGGUGCUGCACUAGCAACCAACACAUUGUACAGUAUCUCAUUUUAUUGGCAGCUAAAUGUCUUUAUAUAUUUGCCUUGUUCAAUGGAAUGUCAGAAUGUUGAUAUUGUCCAUGAAACCCUGCGUUUAAAAUUAUUGCACUGUGUUAAGAAAAUAUAUGUGUGCUGUAUUUAUGAAGUGAUGCUUAAUUAAUAGGUCCAUCCAUUGAGGAUUUAAGAUUGCAGACCAUAAAUUCAUUUUCUUGAUAGAUAGUGCAGUAGAUAUGUCUCUCUAAUUUUUACUAUCAUAUUUUUUAUAAUUCAUUUGCAAGGAUUUAAAUCUAUCUCCCCCAUAUCAGGGCUCUUAGGCAGCUAUCCCAUUUGAUAUGUAGCACAAAUAGCAUCUUAUCUCCUCGGGUGUUAUCUUUAUAUUUAAUAGCAGCGGAAGCAUGCCUAAUUGCUUUGCAAAUGAUCUAAAGAGGAUUACUCCUUCCUUAGAAAGCCUGCACGGUGUCACUAGAUGUUAGAUAGACAUUACAAUGGUAAAAUUCAAUCAAACCUGCAGUGCAGUGUUUAUGCAGUAGCUCUGUUUUCCGUGAUCACCACCCAAGGCUUGGUCAAAAUAACUGCAGGUACUCUGUUUUCUUAGGCUGUCGUACAAACUCUGUAGGGGCAGGUUUAAUUGCAUUUAGACUGUUUUUGGAUAGGAAGCAGAUUCAGGUAUAUUUAGGACCUUUGCUCCUUUUAAACAUUAUUCAAAUUAGAUCAUACAACGUCUUGCCUGUAUAAUCAUUACUGUGUGUUAUUAGUAUUUAUAGUAAAGCUUACAGUAUGCAUUUCAAAAUGUAUUUAUUCCAAAUGCUGAAUUUGUGUUCAAUAAAUUUGUUCCAGUGGUCAUGAUGAUGGGG